AAAACCACCAAAUUAAAAUGUACUAAGUUUAAUAAACUUAAUUGUUAUUAACUAUGUUAUAGAUUAUAGAAUAGUCUUAGACUGAUCUUAUGCAUGACUGUUUUUUAAUUAAAGCAUAACCAAAAUAUAACUAUGCAAUAAUCAUUAUUCUAAACGUUAUUCGUGUGCGUGGAUAAUGUGUAAAAUGGAAACAAUGACAAUGACAUGUUCGGACGUGACAAAUGACCACCACGUAUUGAAGCAACCAACUAAAGUGCUGUUGACCCUAAGUAACGUACUUUUGCCUAAGGAAAAGCUCACGUCCACACCGUCGAUGAUAGACGGGUUAGAUUUCGAGACCGAAGUCGACCUUAGGAUCGUUGGAUGCGAGUGGAUUCAGACUGCUGGCAUGCUGCUUAAACUUCCCCAGGUUGCAAUGGCAACUGGACAAGUGUUGUUUCAACGAUUUUACUAUACAAAAUCUUUUGUUCGUCACCCAAUGGAAAUAACUGCAAUGGCAUGUACAUGUUUGGCCUCUAAAGUUGAAGAAUCACCAAGACGUAUUCGGGAUGUUAUUAAUGUUUAUCAUCAUAUUCGUCAAGUUUUAAAUCAAAAAUUGAUUUCGCCGUUGGUACUUGAUCAAAAUUAUGUACAGAAAAAGAUGCAGGUAAUAAAAGCGGAACGACGCGUGCUCAAGGAGCUUGGCUUUUGUGUACAUGUAAAACACCCGCAUAAACUCAUUGUAAUGUACCUACAGGCACUUGGAUUUGAAAAACAUCAAUCAAUCAUGCAGAUGUCCUGGAACUAUAUGAAUGAUUCAUUACAAACCGAUGUAUUUGUUCAAUUUUAUCCAGAAACUAUUGCUUGUGCUUGUAUAUAUCUGUCAGCUAGGAAAUUAAAAAUACCUUUGCCUAAACGUCCAGCAUGGUACUCUUUAUUUAAUUCAAAUGAAACAGACAUCCAGGACAUCUGUCGUAAAAUACUCAAACUUUAUCUUAGGCCAAAAGUUAUUACAGAAGAUUUAGAAAAGCGAGUUGAAGAAUCAAAAAAAGAAUAUGAUCAUGCCAAGAAGAAAGCUAAAGAAGCAAUUGUUCGUUCAGUAGUACAAACGAAAGCAAUAAUGCCUAAUUCAAAUAAUGGAAUAACUGCAGCUAUCCCUGAAAACAUUAGUUUAACUACCUCAAAUAAAAAACCAAUCAAAAAAAGAAGUAGAAGUAUAACACCUUUGAAAAUUAAGUCUAGAAGUAAAAGUCCAAGAUAUUUAAAGAAAUCAAAAAAAAGAAAAUUAGUACCGACUUACAGAGACUAUAAAGAAUACAAAGAUUACAAAAAUUGCAGAGAUUACAAAGAUUAUAAAGAUUAUAGAGGCAAUGAAAAUUAUAAAUCUAAAUCUAGAAACUACAACUAUCGUAAAAGAUAUUAAUAGUCAUAUACUUAUAAUAUACUCUUAAAAAUGUCCUAUAUUUAAACAUUGCUUGUUUAGUAAAUUUCAAAUCAAGUAUAUUUUUCUCAAAUCUAUAAUACAUGUGUGUUAAUUAAUUAAAAAAUCAAAAGUCAAGUUCAUGAUAAAGUGCCAUCUUUAUUAAUGUA
Messenger RNA from Melanaphis sacchari, 1569 nucleotides. RefSeq names its product cyclin-L1-like. The transcript has 7 exons. NCBI's taxonomy places the organism in Eukaryota, Metazoa, Arthropoda, Insecta, Hemiptera, Aphididae. Gene Ontology annotation, molecular function: cyclin-dependent protein serine/threonine kinase regulator activity. Gene Ontology annotation, cellular component: nucleus. Gene Ontology annotation, biological process: regulation of transcription by RNA polymerase II. The record is from RefSeq and is a predicted model, not a curated record. Bases 176 to 1402 code for a protein of 408 amino acids.